AUGUUAUUUUCUGCCUCAAACGUUCAUCCAUCAAUGCACACGUCUUACAUCAUGAGCCAAUCCCGCUCGCCACUUCCCUCGCCAAAAGUGAGCAGCGCGCGGAAAGUCUCAACGAUUUCUUCGCCCGCUUGCACUCCGUUUGGCAACAAUCCACAAUUGGAACUCCUCCUAUUGUCAAUGUUGAGGGGAUACGAGUGUCCAUGUGAAGAAAAAGUUCGCCUUUGCGCGGAAAUCUCCGAAUUGAACGAUUUUCAGAAGCUCGACUUGAUCAAAUUUCUUCGGGAAAUCGCAGCUGUUCCAGCCGUCGAGGACAACGCCUGCAAAAUGCUCGUCUGUUCACCAUCACAAUUUUGUCAGGCAUUCGACGAUGGGUGUUGCGUACAGAAAUUGAUUCAACUCUGGGAUCGCUUGUACAAAGAAAUCAUUCCCACGAUGGAGGAUAUCCUUUUCCCGUUGGCGGAUUGCUUGGAAUCUUUCUGCAUUCGCUCACUUCUCUUGCAACUCUUCCGUGAUCGUGUCUUGCGCAAAUGCUUGGAACCGAUCGAUUACAGAAUCCGGGAAUUGGAGCCAAUCCUUUUCACUUUGCUAAUGGAAACAGAUGGGACAGAAGGCUUCGAAGAGUUCUCGACCCUGGCCCACAAAGUGAUGGGCGCUGCGGAGAAAGUCGAGAUGGAGCCUUGCUUCCCAACAUUUUCCUGCACUGGUCCGAGGCGUCAAAUGCGUAAAGCCUCGUCGGCGGAGAUGGUGAAAAUGCGCUCGAAAACGUUGCCCGAGAACAAGCGCAAAAGCGUUCAGUGGACCGAUUUGCGCAAGAGUAAAACAGUGUCCAAUUUC
Molecule: messenger RNA, 834 nt
Organism: Mesorhabditis belari
Lineage: Eukaryota; Metazoa; Nematoda; Chromadorea; Rhabditida; Rhabditidae
Source: the annotation of a GenBank genome assembly